GGUUCUGCUGCAUAAUUGUAAACAGGCUUUAUGACACCAGUUUAUACAAAAUACAAUGCAAAAAAACAGACAAAAAAUCCCAUCUAAUCAAAAUCACUAGACAAUUGAAAAAGUAAUUAAUCUGGAUUAGCAUAUUUGGUGCCUCAAGCCACAUUACUAGUACUUUUUUAAAUUUUUCACUGUGAUUAAGAAAUGAUUUGAAAGUAAGUCGCUCCAACCAUCAUGGCAAAAGAUAACCAAAAUGAAUAGCUCUUUUUUAACAAGUCGGGGUCAAUCGAAUCAAAAUAUGUUGUCUUUUAAUACACUCUUGACGUUUUUGCUCAGAAACAGCUGAAUUCGGUUGGCUUUGCAAUUUUAAGUGUUCAUCAUAUUUGCUGUCUGGAAUUUGUGUCAGACUGGUGUUAGUUUCUGAAGUCAAAGUAAAUUCUAAUUCCAGAUUUCACGUGUUCACACAAGUUCACGUGAAGCAUUGCUGCAUUAGAGCUGUCUCUGUUCCAACUGUAAUUUAUACUUCAAGUAACCACAGAGCAGUUUUGUUUAAAUAAAGGUAAAACAUUAUGAGACAUUCAGAGCCAGCCUGUAAAGUCUUUCUACGUCAGUGUAUAGGCCCAACCGAGAUUAGUGAUUACCACAUUGACAAAGUUACCAAGAGCAGUCCACAUGUGCUGUACAGCCAACAGAACUAUCUCAUAUAGCCAACUUUACUUUCCAUCCAUUUUGUAUUUCUUAUUCUUUUACUGCAUUCUGUUCUGCCCAUCCCCCUUUCUCUCUAGCUCUCUUUUCACUCUCCCCCUCUUUCUUUUUUUCUCCCCUCCUGUUCUAUUCCUGCACUAACCCCCCUCCCCCGUCUCUUUCUCCUCCUCCUGCUCUAUCUCUGCAUUAAAUCUUCCUCUUCUUGUCUCUCUCUCCCUCCCCCCUAUCUCUUUCUUUCUCCCCCUCCCCUUUUAUUCCUACAUUAACCCUUCCCUCUCUCUCUUCCUCCUUCUCGCGACCUAUCUUUCUUUCUCCCCCUCCCAUUCUAUGCCUGCAUUAACCCUUUAUUUUCUCUCUCUCCAUCCCUCUUUCAAUAUCGCCCUCUAAUUCUAUCAUUGCACUAAACCUUCCCUUUUGCUUUCUCUCCCCCGUCUCUCCUUCCCUCACUCCUUCCCACCCACCCCCUCCCUUUUAUCCUUGCACAAAACCUUUCUUGCUCUCUCUCCUUCUCUCCCUCUUCUUCUUGCAAUCUAUUCCAGCACUAAAUCCUAUUUUUUUUCAUUAUCCUUCUCUCUUUUUCUCACCCUUUUUCUCUCCCCCUCCCGUUCUAUUCUGGCAUAAACCUUUCCUUUCUUUCUCUUUUUUUCUCUGUGUCUCUGUCUGUCUUUUCUUUCCCCCUCUCCCAUUCCAUCUCUGCAUUAUACAUUUUUUUCUGUCUCUCUCUCUUCCCCUCUCAUUCUAUCAUCGCACUAAACCUCCCCUUUUGCUCUUUCUUUCCCACUUUCUCUCUUUCCCUCACUCUCUUCCAUUCCACCCAUCCCCCCUCCCUUUUUAUCUCUACAUGAAACCUUCUUUUCUCCACCUCCCUCCCUCCCUCUCUUCCUCUCUUCUUCCCUCUUCCUCCUUCCAUUCUAUUUCUGCACUAAACCCCCCCAUUUUUUCACCCCUCCCUCUCUUUUUCUCGCUCUCUUUCUCUCUCUCCCCCUCCCAUUCUCUUCUGGCAUUAACCCUUUCUUCUCUCUUUCUCUCUCAUUUCUUUUCUUCCCUUCUCUAACAUUCUAUCCCUGCAUUAAACCUUCCUCUUUUCUCUCUCUCGCUCCCUCCCCCUCUCUCUUUCACUCUCCCCCUCUCAUUCUAUCAUUGUACUAAACCUCUCCCUUUUGCUCUUUCCCUCCCCCUCUCUCUCUUUCCCUCACUCCCUCCCAUCCCCCCUCCCUUUCAACCCCACACCAAACCCUUUUCUCUCUCUUUCACUCUCUCUCUCUCCCCCCUCCCUACUCUUCUUGCAUUCUAUUCCUGCACUAAACCCUCCUUUUUUCACCCCCCUCUCUCUUUGUCUCGCUCUUUCUCUCUCUCUCUCUCUCUCUCCCCCUCCCUUUCUAUCCCUGUACAAAACCCUCCUUUCUCUCUCUCUCUCCAUCAUUCCUCCCUAUCAUCCGUUUGCUCAACUCUUUUUUUCCACCACCUCUUUUUCAACUCUCCUCUGAAGCCUGGGCUCAAAGCUUGGACACUUUGGUCUCUACAUAAGAUAAGGAAAGAUAAGGAAAAGAAAUGGCGGACCUCUCAAAACUAAUCAAAUUUAAAUUGCUUCUCAAAUGUGUAAGUAACUCUGCGAUAUGUUCUGAAAUCUCGCCGGAAAAUUGAGGUCACUAUUGUGAUUUGUAGAUUGUUGUUGUUUGUCUGGUCUGCGUUAGUAGAGCCACUGCUUGUACUAGAGACAGUUUGAGGAAGAGGAAGGUGGGAAGUAUUUGCGCCCCGCCUCUUGCCGUCCUUUACAUAUAAAGAUCACACGGACAGUCUCUCCUCACUCACAAUGAGAUCUUUAAAGCACCUGAAGCCUUACAAGAGAAGUCUGGAGGAGGCGAGCUGGCGCCGGGGUAGAUGUGAACCCAAGGUAAUGGCCCGGCUGGUGGACACAGGCACACAGACAGAUCCAGUGGUUGUGCUGUCCUUGGCCCAGGCUGCCGUGCUAGGUCUCAUCUCACAGAAUGAAGUUUUUGGAGCUACCAUUGCACCUAAUGGCUUCUACACUGGUGAACCUAAAGAAUCCCCUGCCCCCCCAGUAGACGGAGUAGACUACGAGUACGCAGACCAGCUUAUUGGAGCUAACGGAGAUUACCUCGGGGACAAUUUAGGAGAAGACGGACAGAUGCAACCCAGCUGCAGUCAGAGGAGAUGGCAGCAGGGCCCUCCUCAGCACCAGGAGGCUAAAAUGGUCGUCCCUGACCGCCACAGCCACCCAGUGGGGGACGGGACUCAUGUAAAAGGGGAAGUAGUGAGCUCUGGGAUGUCCUCAUGUGUUCACAUGCUCAACAACAUGGCCCCUAGAGGUGGCCUAAUCCAAGUAGACCCAGCCACUCUGAGAGUCCGUAAUAAAAACUGUGUUGAGUGUGAGCGGGAAGCAUCCACACAGCAGCAACAGCAGCAGCAGCAUCAGCAGCAACAACAAGCCCCUGUUCACACACACCCUCCUCCAGGCCCCGUGAGCCACAGAGGAGCUGAGCCUCCAGCCCAUAGAGGACUGCAGGCCCCAAGGCCCAUGGGAGCCCAUGGGCGAGUGGCCAGACAAGAGUCAGAUGGGGUGGAGCACCAACCGAACAACAUGAUGAAGCCUGCACAGCCAGAGGAAGCAAUCAGCAGCUACUUCCAAACCAGCGAAGUGGGCAGUUAUGACUCCAACGAAAUGGGAAUGGGCGGAGAGUAUGAGGACAGUGGCCAGGGCAUGAUGUGGACUGAUGGGAGCGGAGGGGGGCAGCAUCCACCACCUCAGCAGCCUCAGACCACACGCCGCCAAGGAGGCCGAAGAGUAGACCGGCUUGAUAUCAAUAUACAGAUCGAUGAGUCCUACUGUGUGGAUGUUGGUGAUGGCCUCAAGCGCUGGAAGUGCCGCAUGUGUGAUAAGUCCUACACGUCGAAGUACAAUCUGGUCACGCACAUCUUGGGCCAUAGUGGCAUCAAACCACAUGCCUGUCCUCACUGUGGGAAGCUCUUCAAACAGCCCAGCCACCUCCAGACUCACCUACUGACCCAUCAGGGCACCAGGCCCCACAAAUGCACCGUAUGUAAGAAGGGCUUCACCCAGACCAGCCACUUGAAGCGCCACAUGCUGCAGCACACUGACGUCAAGCCCUAUAGCUGCCGCUUCUGCCGCCGUGGUUUUGCCUAUCCCAGUGAGCUGAGGGCUCAUGAGGUGAAGCAUGAGCGUGGACGGUGCCACGUGUGCUCACAGUGCAGCAUGGAGUUCCCCACCUAUGCCCACCUAAAGCGCCACCAGACCAGCCACCAGGGCCCACACACCUUCCAAUGCACAGAGUGUAACAAGUCCUUUGCCUACCGCAGCCAGCUCCAGAACCACACCUUGAAACAUCAAAGUCCCAGACCAUACACCUGCUCCCAGUGCGGCCUGGAGUUUGUGCAGCUCAACCAUCUACGUCAGCACUCGCUCACACACAAGGGAAUGAAGGGUCACAAGUGCGAGGUGUGCUCGAGGGAGUUCACUCUGUCGGCCAACCUGAAGAGACACAUGCUCAUUCACAACAGUGUGCGGCCAUUCCAGUGUCACGUCUGCUUCAAGAGCUUCAUCCAGAAACAGACUCUCAAGACCCACAUGAUAGUACACCUGCCUGUCAAGCCUUUCAAAUGCAAGGUGUGUGGCAAGUCUUUCAAUCGAAUGUACAACCUCCUGGGUCACAUGCACCUCCACGCGGGCAGUAAGCCUUUCAAGUGUCCUUACUGCACCAGUAAGUUCAACCUGAAGGGAAAUCUGAGCAGACACAUGAAGGUCAAGCAUGGGAUGGAUGUGUCACCGGAAACGCAAGAAGUGCUUCCAGAAAUGGAAACCCAGGGGGAGUAUGAAGGACAGAACUUCAACUAUACCUCACCAGACAAUAUGGACAACGGUGGCUCCCAAAACCUCACAAAGCUCACAACUGCAAACAUGGAAGAUAUGGAGGAAUAUUACAACUUUGGGAAGGACACAAACAGCUACACCUCCCCUUGAGUAGAGACACACUUUGGGUUUUUUGAGGAGGCAGCAUGCUGGACUCCAGAUAAAUGGAAAGACAUGAGACACAUCAGAUGACACAUUAUAUGGACAUGUUUUGGAGCGCUUUUUUUGGAACUUCCUUUUUCAAAGACAAAUAUGGCAGGCAGACUGUCAAAUAUGUACUAUGUUCUCUGUUUGUCUCGGUCAAAAAAGAGCCUACAGUCCCGUUUAAAGUAACAGGUUUACUGUUUUUCACAAAUCACUAAUGUAUGUCCUUUUAAGUACAGUGCAUCGGACUGAAAGUGCCACAGACUUGUGCAACUCAACUUCCAGGUUGACUAUAUAAUCGCUAUAAAUGGUAAAUAUAUAUACUUAUAUAUAGAUAUCAAGUUUUCUAUGAUUAUUAAAUAGGUUUGAAGUACUCUUCCUAAAUGUAGGUAACCAUUCCAUACUUAAAAAUAAAGGCUGCUGGUGCGUUGGUGCUUUUUGCACUGGGUAUUGCAGCCUCAUUCUAAACAGGGCACUGGCUACAGACGCUGCUACUGUCCCAUGUCAGGAUUACCACUGUUGCUGGCAUGUAAAACAGACUGUAUAAAUAUUUGACAAAAUGCAGUGUUAAUCCAAUUUUUACAUGGUUUGGUUUUACAUUAAUAUCAAUCUACUGUAGUAAAUCUACCACUCGUGUCUGCAUUACAAUACAAUACAAAGCACUUUUUACAAGAUAGCUAUUAUUUCUGUGAAGCCCACCUUUGGUACAUAAAACAGUUUCUGUUGUUUGUUGGUUAAGGACCAGAACUAUUUUCAUUGCUCUUUCAUUUCUCGUUUACUCAUAAAAAUAUUGUGGGCGUUGAAAGUGUUUUGAUUGUAGUCUUGGUCCUUGUUGCUCUGAUUUAGAAAGACUGUUCUUCCUGUCCUGCCAUGCAGGUCAGUGUUGUUAUGCACACUAAACCUAAUGAAUGAUCGAAUAGUUCUUUUAUGUUUAAUUUAAAGAUGAGAACUUGGCAGUAGACCAUGGAUUAUUUAAUAAAUGUUCUCAAGUUGGC
Messenger RNA from Periophthalmus magnuspinnatus, 5721 nucleotides. RefSeq names its product zinc finger protein 710-like. The record is from RefSeq and is a predicted model, not a curated record. Gene Ontology annotation, cellular component: nucleus. The transcript has 5 exons. NCBI's taxonomy places the organism in Eukaryota, Metazoa, Chordata, Actinopteri, Gobiiformes, Gobiidae. The coding region runs from base 2507 to 4693 and encodes 728 amino acids.